AUGGUUGCAACAUUUUCGCCGCACCGCGAUGCGGGUGGCACCCUUCAUCUACCAUCGCACGCUGGGAUCCAUAAUGUUGAUGCCAGUUCGGCCAUCAGGCAACUGCGCCGGUCAUUAUCACGCUCACCUUCGAAGAGCUCGAAUUUUUCACUUCUAGCGUCACGAAAUCACUCGCCAUCGAAAACCACUCCAUACAUCUCAUCUCCCUUGUCACCCUCGCGACGGUCCAGCCAGAGCAACUUUGUGCUCUUCCCUACUUCCUCUCACCAGUCGCCAUUCGCCGUUCCGUAUCCUCCAAGCGCCAAAAUCACCCGGCCGAUCAUGCGCCGUGUGCGAACGUCCCCGAGAAGUCCAGUAAAACGCGUGCUCAACGUCUCGACCGAUCAAGGAAACGCGAAGCCUCUUCAGCCGGUACUAGCACCAACGGGCGACGAGAAUUCGCCAGGAACUCCCGGAUUAACGGUCCAACCAAGCAACGAGCCAUCGGAUAUCGUGUGCGCUAAUAACCCUUCUCCAUGUACGGAAGGUACAUUAGGACCUCGACCGACACUGUCCCGAAUUGAAAAGCGACGAAGUGGUACGGUUGGCUCAUACGCAGCCGUCAGCCCGCUGAAACGCAGCGACGGCAUCAUGAACCUGGACCAAGCAUCUAGAGGCAGCCCAUCUGCCAAGAGACGAAGCGUCGCUGCAUCCAAUUUCGCGGGGGAAUUCAGCAUUUUCGACAACGAAACGGCCCCUGGUACAGACGAAGACCCCACCGAAUCUGCUUCAGACUCGGAGGACACAUCGUCAUUCCCUUCCGCCAUUCCACCUUUCAGUCCCUUGAACACAAUCCCUAAACGUUCAUCUUCACUCCGACGAUCAACUCUUCAGCAACGCCAAAGUGACCGCCCGCUAUUUGGGCGAUCAAGGCUUAGCGGAGAUUCGUCUGACCUUGCUUUUCCUGGAACGCCUACUGCCAGUCAUCCUCGCACGCCAUUGGACAGCAACCUAUUUCAACCUAACCAGGAGAGCCCUUUCUCACCUCGUCCUGUGCAGGGUAGUCCUCUUUUUUCAUCACAUGCAAAUGGAGCGGGCCAGGCCCGUCCGGCAGCACACCCACUAUCACGGACAAUAACCCAGUCCUCAUCGAGUUCCAGCCUCGGUGAUGACUCGCCAACCCACGAGCCGGCCCACAAGCCUGAGAGGCCGCGGGGCGUUUUCAAUUUCUCCAAGUCACUUCCCGCAGGUGCUACUAGACCUGCACCAGUGCGACGGCUCACUCGUGAGGAUUCAAACUCGUCCACCGAAUCGUUCGCUACACCAGAAAACUAUAAGCUCGUCAAACCACUUCCUGCCGCGUUCAUGUCGACAGGCCUGAUCUCUAAGAAGAAUCGCAACGCAGAGGACCCUCAAAAUAUGCAAGGGUUCAACAAAAAUAUGCCGGACACUCCAUGUAAACGGCCAAUCAACCUAUUCCCAACCGCUCAGAAGCCACCAGCCGAGCGAUCAUUGGACAGGCCUAAAUUGUUCCGCCAAUCUAAUGAUGUGCCUCCAUCCCCCUUCAAUCCAAGCACACGCCCUAAACCGGGUCCUUUUGCCCGCGGUAUGGGCAUCUUUGGGAGCAGCUUCAACAGACCCGAAGUUUCCCGUCGUGGUAGCUUUGUAAGUGUCGAUGGUGAUGACUGUGGACAAUCUCAAUCCCCGUCCGCCCAGCAUGAUAGUCAGCCUUUGAGCGAUUACGACCUCCCUCCCACCCCGACCAAACAAUCAUUCUUCCCAUCUCGCACCUACCCCCCGGCCGCAUCGCAAAUUGCUUCUCUCGAGAGAUUAUCAGAAGCCAAAGGGACCAACUCGAGUCCAUUACACGACAAGUUCCAGCGUGCGUCUCCGCGUACACCGCAGGAUAAUCUGUUCCCGCCAGACCCCAGCGGCCUAUCAAUCUCCGCGCCUUACGACCAGCAUUCCAACAAAACUGACUUCAAUUCUCCCUAUCUUCCGGCAACCCCCACUGGCCCGCGCGAUUCUUUCUUGGGGUCGGGAAAGCGUCUUAGCCUCCCACUAAAUGGAUACAAUGCCCCCGAUGUGGAUCCCAGCUUGACUUCGCGGUUUGAAAAAGUGGAGCUCGUUGGUACUGGAGAAUUUUCUCAAGUAUACCGAGUUGCUCAGUCUCAGGACAUGGCAUUGUCAUCAAUAUUUUCUCUUCCCUCUACCACACCCAAAUCCCCGAGGACGUUGCCGGACCGAGUCUGGGCUGUCAAGAAGGCCAAGCAGCCAUACUCAGGAUUGAAAGACCGUGAACGUCGAAUUCGCGAGGUAGACGUCUUGAAGUCGCUGACAAACUCGGACCACAUCAUUUCUUUUGUUGACAGUUGGGAAGAGAGCAACCACCUUUACAUUCAGACCGAAUUUUGUGAGGAAGGCAGCUUGGACGUCUUUCUUGCCCAAGUUGGCCUCAAGGCGAGAUUGGAUGACUUCCGGAUCUGGAAAAUUUUGUUGGAAUUGUCUUUGGGCCUCAAGCACAUUCAUGAUCUAGGCUUCAUUCACCUCGAUCUGAAACCGGCCAACAUCCUCGUUACUUUUGAGGGUGUAUUGAAGAUUGCCGACUUUGGCAUGGCAACACGUUGGCCGGCGGAAGAGGGUAUUGAAGGUGAAGGGGACCGUGAAUACAUAGGUCCUGAAAUUCUCAUGGGUCGCUUUGACAAGCCAGCGGAUAUAUUCUCCCUCGGCUUGAUCAUUUUCGAGAUCGCAGGGAACGUCGAACUACCCGAUAAUGGUCUCUCCUGGCAAAAGCUCAGGAAUGGCGACAUGAGUGAUGUGCCUAGUUUGACUUGGAGCACUGAGACCAGCAUUUUCCGGGAUGCAUCCGGGAACCCCGUAUCUGAGGAGCCAUCAUUCGAAGAACUGUGCGCGUCCGACUUUGGCGAUGAUGACUUUGGGGAUAGUUUCCUCGGCAAUCGGAAACCGGUACCCAUGGCUCGCAGCGGUGAGCUUGUUGACCCUCCUGACUUCAUGGUGGACGCGAACCAUGAACAGGCGUUAGAUAAGAUCGUCCGAUGGAUGAUCUCACCAGAACCUUAUGAUCGUCCCACAGCAGACCAGGUUCUAGAAACAUAUGCGGUUCAAUUCAUCGAACGCCGACGCCGGGCCGGGGCUACCGUCUACGAAGGCAACUGGGGCCCUGCUGAUGAGAUACUCGCCGAGGACACUGAAAUGAUGGAUGUUUAA
This is a messenger RNA of Aspergillus wentii DTO 134E9, 3207 nucleotides long. RefSeq names its product tyrosine protein kinase SWE1. The transcript is spliced from 3 exons. Gene Ontology annotation, molecular function: protein kinase activity; ATP binding. Gene Ontology annotation, biological process: protein phosphorylation. The record is from RefSeq and is a predicted model, not a curated record. Bases 1 to 3207 code for a protein of 1068 amino acids. NCBI's taxonomy places the organism in Eukaryota, Fungi, Ascomycota, Eurotiomycetes, Eurotiales, Aspergillaceae.